Molecule: messenger RNA, 786 nt
Organism: Aedes aegypti (yellow fever mosquito)
Lineage: Eukaryota; Metazoa; Arthropoda; Insecta; Diptera; Culicidae
Exons: 3
Coding region: 1-678 (225 amino acids)
Cellular component (GO): membrane
Molecular function (GO): transmembrane receptor protein serine/threonine kinase activity
Source: RefSeq, a predicted model, not a curated record
AUGUCACACAGGCGCUCGCACAACGACAAUCACCCGGAAUGUGAUGACAAGGGAGAUACCUACAAUAGCCCUGCGGCAGCUUCGUCAAGGAUCCUUCGGCAUACGAACAGCAAACGCAGCAGCAGUAGUAGUCCCAACGAUUAUAGCGAUUCGGCGACGGGGUCGUUAGUCAAGGAACAGCACCAUCGCCACCAACAACAGCAGCAGAUUAAUGGAAAAUAUUUAAACUCGAAUGAGAACGGUGGCUCCGAGGACAGUGCCGGGAUUGAAACUCCGGCCGGAGCGACACUAUUCUCGUCAUCGGCAUCAUCAUCAUUGUCAUCCUCGCUGUCAUCGCCGCUGUCGCAUAAUUCGCCGCAAACAUUGACGCUGACGGCGGAUAAAAAUAAAACAAAAUUAUUAAAAUGUCACUGUGACAUUUGCAAGGACCAGAACUACGUGUGCGAAACAGAUGGACUGUGCUUCACUUCCCUGUCGCUGGAGCAUGGCGUCUACAAGUACUCGUACAGGUACGAUACCAGCUUAGAUUCGCGGAUGCUUCCUUUGGUCCUUUCCAAACAAAAUAAGGGGCGUGGACACAAGGAGGCGGACCGGAGCACGUCCUUCCGGAUGUGUUUUUUUUUUGUUUCCUCCGGGGUAGAUUCUCCCAGGGAACACACAGGGUUCUCUGUUCUCUAAUUUUUGUAAUCCUAUUAUUACGUUCAACUCAUCGUCAUUCAUUACAUACCAUCUCUCGCCGGUCGUUGCAGUUCGCGACGUCUUUCGUCGGGUCUUAUUCGUAAGAAG